AUGUUGGACCGAAGCAAGAUGACCUCGGCCAUCCCAGACAGUAACUCGUCCUCUUCGCCACGAGGCCACAACCAAAGCGAAAGGGACUCGUACAACCGCAAGAAGCGCAAAGGCCCCCGUCUCGCCCACCGUAAGUCCAGGACCGGAUGUCAGCGAUGUCGCGCCCGACGAGUAAAGUGUGAUGAAUCGCGACCUGUGUGUCGCGACUGCCAUCGUCAUGGGAUCCCCUGUGUUUAUGACAGGCCCGCUGAGGAGGGAGCGAUCCCCCCCUCAACCGGGAUCCAAUCUCGCCCACUCGAGCCCAGUCCAUCGGAUCCCAGUAAUGACGCACAUAUGGAGCUGCGCUUGCUGCAUCACUUUACUCUAUUCACCAGCGCUACUAUGCCCGGCGCCCACCUGAAGCGUAUCAAAGACUGUUGGUCGAUCGACGUGCCCCGACUCGCAUUCAGUUACAAACCGCUCCUGCACGCCGUCUUCGCAAUCGCUGCCCUGCAUCUGUCCAAAGUCAACCCAGACGAAGCUGGCUUGCCGGACAUCCACUGCAAUUUCCUCGAGCAGGCUUUGCGCGAACAUCGACUCUGUAUCGGCGGCAUAACUACGCAGACCGCGGAUGCGGUGUGCUUUACGAGCAUCCUGUUACAGAUCGAUGUAUUUGCUACUUUACAAAGUCGUCAUGUGGUUUCUUACGAACAGGUAAGUGAAUGGAUGCGUCUAGUGCGCGGGUCGGUAGCCGUCUUUGACGCGGCCAUGGAGAUUGUGAGACAUAAUACUCAUCCCCCGAAUAUCUGGUGUAUUAUUGAUACCUUUCCUAUGCCCUUGCGGACGAGUUCUGAUGCUGGAUCAUUUUCCUUCCUGCUUCCGACUGUGCCCGACGACGAGGAUGACGAGACGGCGCUAGAAGCAUAUCGAGGGGCCGUCGCGCAUAUCAACGCCACCUGGCUGGCCAUGGAAGCAAAGGAACAUCCGCAAAUCAGCUGUCGCCGGCUCAUGGUCUUCCCUUUGUUCGUGACAGCUGGGUUUAUUGACUUACUCGAGAAGAGGAGACCUCGCGCUUUGGUGCCUUGUCCGCACCAUUACGUGACAUAUGGUGGAUCGGAGACGCUGCACACAAAUACAUCAUGA
Messenger RNA from Aspergillus fumigatus Af293, 1122 nucleotides. RefSeq names its product Zn(II)2Cys6 domain-containing transcription factor afumD. Gene Ontology annotation, molecular function: DNA-binding transcription factor activity, RNA polymerase II-specific; zinc ion binding. Gene Ontology annotation, biological process: regulation of transcription by RNA polymerase II. The transcript is spliced from 3 exons. The record is from RefSeq and is a predicted model, not a curated record. The coding region runs from base 1 to 1122 and encodes 373 amino acids. Lineage: Eukaryota; Fungi; Ascomycota; Eurotiomycetes; Eurotiales; Aspergillaceae.